This is a messenger RNA of Scaptodrosophila lebanonensis, 974 nucleotides long. RefSeq names its product replication protein A 32 kDa subunit-B (gene RPA2). Bases 78 to 821 code for a protein of 247 amino acids. Gene Ontology annotation, molecular function: DNA binding. Gene Ontology annotation, cellular component: site of double-strand break; nucleus; DNA replication factor A complex. The transcript is spliced from 5 exons. Gene Ontology annotation, biological process: double-strand break repair via homologous recombination; DNA replication; nucleotide-excision repair. Lineage: Eukaryota; Metazoa; Arthropoda; Insecta; Diptera; Drosophilidae. The record is from RefSeq and is a predicted model, not a curated record.
GGGAAUCCGGCUUUUAGGAAGAUUAGUUGUGAAAUUUGCAACGCAAUUCGUAAUAUUUAUAUAAAAUUUUUCGCAAAAUGAAUGAUUCGUUCGGUGAUUUCAAUGCCACUCAAACGGCAACUGGCGGCGCCGCUUCUGAACCAAAGUCAGAGGGAGUUGCAUCUGUGCUAAUAAGGCAGGUCAACGAAUCGCCCGAUUCUAAUUUUUCCAUGUUUGGUCAAACAUUUGGCAUGGUUUGCAUUGUGGGGAUUUUGCGCGACAUAGAGACGUCUUCCACGAAAAUCACGUACUUGGUGGAGGAUCAUACUGGACGCAUUAAUGUACAUUUAUGGCUGGAAGAAGGCGAUGCAUUAAAAGCGCCCGACUUAAUGGUGAACAAUUAUAUGAAAAUAUUUGGUACUGUACGUGGUCAGGGGGGCCAGAAAACUAUAAUGGCAUUUAGCUUGACUCCCGUCACGGAUGCGAAUGAGCUGUCCACUCAUCUGCUGGAGGCGUUGCUUAUGCGCUACAAGAUAGAAGAGUUCAAGGCUAAAGACGAUGGCGGCAUGGGUAUGAGCAGUGGCGUCGGCGGCAUGGGUAUGGGAGUCUCUAGGAUGGAAACAGAUGGCGAUGCUGCAGUAUCAGGACUUGACGAUAAACAGCAGGCUGUCUAUCAAGCCAUUAAGAAAAAUGUUUCCAACGAGGGCAUCAGUCGACGUGAACUGAAGAGCAAAUUCUCGCACAUAAGCGAUACCCAAUUAAAUGAAAUCUUGGAGUUCAUGAUUUCGGAGGGUCACAUUUAUUCCAGCAUUGAUCCCGAUCAUUUUAUAAGCACAAUGUAAAUAAUAUAAGCACAAAAACAACGCAUGAGACGUCAAAACAAUAACAAUAUUGCUGGCCGUUUGCUCACGAAACGUGUGAGUAGCAAGAUCGAAAGUGACGACACGAACUUUGAAGAGAGAUAGCGAAAAAUAGUGCUGGAGAACUGUAAUGCU